CGUGCAUUCUGCGUACACAUACGCUUAAAUUAAAUACUUUGGCUUAAUUAAAUACUUCCGCGGCGUCGUUGUCGUUGUUGUUAUUUUGCCUCUUCUUCACGCGCUUGUCUACGGUUAUCGAUUCUCGUCGUCUCGCUCCCCCGCACGCAGCGAGUUGUUGUUUGUUUGUUGUUUGUGUCUGUCGCUCACUCUCUCUCCCUGUCUCGCUCUCGCCGCCGUCGCGUUUGCGUUUUGUUUGUGUACUGAAAAGAGGCAGCAACAAAAAUAAAGCGAAAAGACUGCGAAAAAGCAUAAAUAAUAAACAACGAGACAAGUGCAAAAAGCGCAGCGAAAAGGCCAGCUGGUAAAUCCAACUCAAAAGAACAGCCAGAGGAAACCGGAAAAUUUAUCACGCAAAUCAAAAGUGCAAUAAAAAGUUGAAAGUGUUUUACACAGCGCCAAGAAGGAAGUUGAAGCGAGGCAAAUAGUAAAUAAAUAAGAGGAGCCCACAGCUACACCAUCAUAACCCAAACAUCCCACAUAAACACCAAUUACAAAGUAAACAUUUACAACUCAUUUCUCGCUGAAGAGAUCCGAGUGUAAGCCAACAAAAAAGAAUCGCGCGCGCGUUUUUAAAGCGUUUUUCCCCCAAGAUCUCUAACUUCGCGCGGCUUCGUCGCACGUUACUUGAAUACAUUCAUUUCGCGCAACCACUAGGCUCAGGCCUCAAAAAUCCGCCAAAAUUCUACACCAACAAACUUUAAUCAGCCCCGAGAUUUCGCUCCAGUUCGCAACGGCGACCACAAUGCCCUACAACGGCGCUAGCAAUGGCAGUGGCGCCAGUGGCGCCGGUGGAGGAGGGGCCACCAUAGUCGUCACCGAGGGGCCGCAGAAUAAAAAGAUCCGCACCGGAGUCCAGCAGCCCGGCGAAAACGAUGUGCACAUGCAUGCUAGGUCCACACAACAACAGAACCAGCAGCAAGCACUUAUGAACAAGUCAAAUGACGACCUACGGAGAAAGCGUCCCGAGACUACACGGCCAAAUCACAUUCUACUCUUCACCAUCAUAAAUCCCUUCUAUCCCAUCACAGUUGAUGUCUUGCACAAAAUCUGUCAUCCACAUGGACAAGUGCUGCGCAUUGUCAUAUUUAAAAAGAAUGGAGUCCAGGCAAUGGUGGAGUUCGAUAAUCUGGAUGCGGCCACAAGGGCGCGCGAGAAUCUAAAUGGAGCCGACAUCUACGCCGGUUGCUGCACCCUGAAAAUUGAUUAUGCCAAGCCAGAGAAAUUGAACGUGUACAAGAAUGAACCCGAUACCAGCUGGGACUAUACGCUGAGCACAGUACCGACUCUGCCGACACCACAACAACAACAUGUACCGACACAUCAACACCACCACCACCACCAACAACAACAACAACAACAACAUCAAGCACCACCACAACAACAACAACACCACCAUCACCACCAACAUCAACUAGUUGCCCCAGCUCAAUCGCACAAUCUUUGUCAAUUUAAAGAGCCACCGCUAUUGGGACCCGGCGCCGCCUUCCCGCCAUUCGGAGCCCCAGAAUAUCAUCCCACCACGCCCGAGAAUUGGAAGGGCGCCGCCAUCCAUCCCACUGGCCUCAUGAAGGAGCCCGCCGGUGUUGUGCCCGGACGCAAUGCUCCGGUGGCCUUCACACCGCAAGGACAGGCUCAGGGCGCCGUCAUGAUGGUCUACGGCCUGGACCACGACACUUCCAACACGGAUAAGCUCUUCAAUUUGGUUUGCCUGUAUGGCAAUGUGGCACGGAUCAAGUUCUUGAAGACCAAAGAGGGCACCGCCAUGGUGCAAAUGGGCGACUCGGUGGCCGUUGAGCGUUGCGUACAGCACUUGAACAACAUUCCCGUGGGCACUGGCGGCAAAAUACAGAUCGCAUUCUCCAAACAGAAUUUCCUAUCCGAGGUGAUCAACCCGUUCUUGCUGCCCGAUCAUACACCCAGCUUCAAGGAGUACACUGGCUCCAAGAACAAUCGUUUCCUAUCGCCGGCCCAGGCCAGCAAGAAUCGCAUUCAACCACCGAGCAAGAUUUUGCACUUUUUCAACACACCGCCCGGUCUGACCGAGGACCAGCUGAUUGGAAUCUUCAACAUCAAGGAUGUGCCAGCCACAUCGGUGCGCCUGUUCCCCUUGAAGACCGAGCGCUCGUCAUCGGGACUGAUCGAGUUCCCCAACAUCUCGCAGGCUGUGCUGGCCAUCAUGAAGUGCAACCAUCUGCCUAUUGAGGGUAAAGGCACCAAGUUCCCAUUCAUCAUGAAGCUGUGCUUUUCCUCGUCCAAGAGCAUGAAUGGCGCCUGGAACAAUGCGACCAGCGAGGGCAUGAUCGAGAAGGAGAACGAGGUCGAUACCAAGGUGGACAUCUACAAUUGAGAUUUGAUUACGAUUGUGUAAGCAAGCAAACAACAACCGGCUUAACUAGAACACAAUACAAAACUAUACUGAAGGAGGAGGGGAAUUGGUCGUAGACAACAGGCAAAAGACAACAACAACAACUACAGCAGCAGUAGCAGGCAGCAGCAGCAGGCAGCAGCAACUGCAACAGCUACAGCUUCAACUUCAACUUCAAUUUCAACUUCAACAACAGAUCGACAAACUUGAUGAUGGCUUACACAUUCGAUAUGACAUGCUGACGGAGAAUGCUGCGGCAACAACUGAAGAAUUUCAAACAAAUUGAUUGCUAAAUCAACUUAUAAAAAAAACCAACUACAAUUAAUUCAAUUAAGCGCAAACGCAUGUAACUUUUCUACGAGCCAUUUGCAUAGAUUUACUGAAUUCACCAUAUAUCAAUUCAGCUAAUUAAUAUGACAGCCUAUGUACGAUAUGGCCUCGUUUAAAAGCCACACCGAAUGAACACUUGAUGCACAUUACAUUACAUUACAUUACAUGCGUUUGCGUGGCAACAACAAAAACAUGCAAAAUAAUAUAAAAAAUUUUGAAUUGUUAUUAUUGUUACAAUGAAGCAUUAGGACUUUCUCACACAACUGCAAGAAAACGGAAAAAACUUCAACCAAUUGUAAACUAUGUAAUGUUUAAUUGAUAAAAAAAAACGACAAACUAAACCAAAAAUAAAUAAUUGUAACUCAAAAA
Molecule: messenger RNA, 3106 nt
Organism: Drosophila elegans
Lineage: Eukaryota; Metazoa; Arthropoda; Insecta; Diptera; Drosophilidae
Gene: sm
Product: heterogeneous nuclear ribonucleoprotein L
Exons: 10
Coding region: 785-2389 (534 amino acids)
Biological process (GO): mRNA processing; regulation of RNA splicing
Cellular component (GO): nucleus
Molecular function (GO): mRNA binding
Source: RefSeq, a predicted model, not a curated record